Hermetia illucens (black soldier fly) is the source of this 1230-nucleotide messenger RNA. RefSeq names its product nicotinamide riboside kinase 1. The coding region runs from base 37 to 762 and encodes 241 amino acids. The record is from RefSeq and is a predicted model, not a curated record. NCBI's taxonomy places the organism in Eukaryota, Metazoa, Arthropoda, Insecta, Diptera, Stratiomyidae. The transcript has a single exon. Gene Ontology annotation, cellular component: cytoplasm.
AUCGCCGAAUCGGUUGAGGUCAGAACUAAUCUGGUUAUGCAACGCGUUCGAUGUGAUACUUAUUUGCAGUCGAGAAAUAUUCUUCACCGCCCCACAUCGUGCGUGUCUGUUGACAAAAUGGUGCAGUGGCUCGUUAUUGGCAUUUCCGGCGUUACCUGCGGAGGGAAGACAAGCUUAGCGACGGGGUUGCACAGCUUCUUCACCACCAACCAAAACAAACACAUCCUCAAUACGAACCUGGUCGUCGGUGAUACGUUUGUGCUGAAUCAGGACAACUAUUUCCUACCGGAGGAUGAUAUGCGUCACAAAUUGAUACCAAAGCUCAAUCACAUCAACUGGGAGGUGAUGACGGCGUUGGACAUGGAGAAGAUGCUAUCCGAUAUCCGUGACAUCUUGAAGCCUGGCUUCAUCCUCUAUGAUAAGAACCGAAUUCUACCGACCACAUUCCAAGAGCAGCAUCAACAGCAGAUCAACAUUCUCAUCCUGGAGGGGUUCCUAAUUUUCAAUCAUCCGCAGUUGUUGCAGCUGUGUCAGGUGAAAUUCCAUUUACACCUUCCUUACGAGAAGUGCUUCCAACGUCGUCAGAACCGAGAAUAUAACCCGCCUGACGUCACCGGCUACUUCGAAAUGUGCGUGUGGCCAAUGUAUGAGAGACACUUUCGCGAAAUUCGCGACUGUGAAGAAAUUAUUAUGCUUAAUGGAGAACUUUCGCGCGAGAGGCUACUCAAUUUCGCCCUGCGGUGCAUUGGGCGAUUCCUGUAGUAAUUACACAUGGAUUUGACCUACUACAAACAUUUAGAUCUGUAAGAUUAGCUGUAAGGCAUACUCCGGUGUUUAUAUCCUACUCAAUGGUUAUUAACGCUAAUUCCGGGUGAGGGGUCUGCAGAAAGUGCCGUACAUCGAUCGGUAGAAGACAUGACAUUGCCGGGAACAUACAAAAGACACGGGAAUCACUGCCCUUAACGGGUUCAUCGACUGUAAUUUAUGUAUAAGUAGACUAAGUCCUCGUGCACAACUGCGGGUGGAAGGGGGAUCACGGUGCAGGUGGGGCUAAUGUGACACAAAGUAUCACCUAUUCUUUUUACCAUUUAAAUACGCUUAUAAUUAUUAUUAUAAUUUUCUUUGUGUAUUUAUGUGCCUCUGGCUUAAAUGCCAGCCAUUCUAAAAAAAAUUUUUCUAACCAAUGAAAAAAGCUAUUUUUCCUUUAAUAAAUUUUUAAAAAGGAUUAAA